AUGGCGGAGGCGAAGAAAAUGAGAAGCGACGCGAGUACCAGCGGUGGUGGUGGAAAUGAUAACAGCAGAGGUGAAAGUGUCGUAAUCGAUGUCGGUCGCCGUAAAAGCUCAUGCGGUUACUGUAAAUCCGGUAGCCGCACCAGUAUUUCCCAUGGGUUAUGGGCAGAAAGUUUGAAUGUUGAAGACUAUCAAGCUCUUCUUGACAGAGGCUGGAGAAGAUCUGGCUGCUUCUUGUACAAACCUGAGAUGGAGAAGACUUGUUGCCCUUCUUACACUAUCCGUCUCAAUGCCAGUGAUUUUGUUCCUUCUAAAGAGCAACUUCGAGUGGAUAAAAAGAUGCAGAGGUUUCUUGAUGGCCAGUUAGAUGCAAAAAGAUCGGACAAGUUAUUAGAUGAACAAAAUUCAUGUGGGGGAUCAUGCAGCAAUGCAAAAAAUCGAAGAACAAGUUCUGCUGCAAAGGAGUCCUUGGAAGCUGACUAUGAAGGUAAAGACAAAGCCCAUCAGUUUAUGCAUUAUGCAUCACAGCAGAUUGAUAAUAUAGUACAAUCAUGUGUGAAAAAUGGGGAGUUUUUCUGCGACGUUCAGUUGCCCAAAGCUUCUGUCAAAAAGGUUGCACCUGCUAAAAGAAAACUACUAGCAGAAGUAUCGGAAGAUCUCGUAUAUUCCUGCAAUAUUGCGUUCCAGAUUGCAGCUACUCUAAGACGAAGCAAGACGGAUGCUGAGCUGACAAAAUCAUUAGAACAAGCUGUCAGGGAAAAUAGACACCCUACCGAGCUUUCUCCUAAGUUGAUUGCCGAAAUUUUGGCAAGUCGGUUAAAGGAGCUGGCAAAAUUGUCUGGUUUGUUGAUUAGAGCUUGUAAUGGACACAUCAAUUUUUAUUCUACCACAGAGCAGGCUCACUCAGUCGAAGGUGGAAAUGCUACAAAACCAACACAAUCUUUUACAGCAAGUGGUGAUAACCGUUGUUUAAAGAAAACCAGUGGACAACCCAAUGGCCAAAAGCGCAUGUUUGAGAUUCGUUUGAAAAGUUCAAGCUUUGAUUAUGAAGAAUAUUCUUUGUAUAGGAAGUACCAACUUAGUGUCCAUAAUGACACAGACGAUCAUGUCAGUGAAAAUUCGUACAAAAGAUUUUUGGUUGACACUCCCUUGGUAUAUGUUCCACCAGAUUCUUAUGGUGCAGUUCCUCCUUCUGGCUUCGGUUCUUUCCAUCAGCAGUAUGUCAUUGAUGGGAAGCUAAUUGCAGUAGGCGUCAUUGAUAUCCUCCCAAAGUGCGUGUCUAGCAAAUAUCUAUUCUGGGACCCUGACCUUGCCUUCCUGUCACUGGGCAAAUUUUCAGCACUGGAAGAAAUAAGAUGGGUUAGAGAGAAUCAAGUACAUUGCCCCAGUCUCCAGUACUACUAUCUUGGCUAUUACAUUCACUCCUGCAGCAAGAUGAGAUACAAAGCUGCAUAUCGACCAUCUGAGCUUCUCUGCCCUCUUCGCUAUCAGUGGGUUCCAUAUGAUGUUGCAAAGGUACUUCUAGACAGGAGAAAAUAUGUGGUCUUAUCUGAUAUUGAUCCUUCACAAAAUGGAGAUUCAUCAUCACCCCAACCUAGAAAUGUUACCGAUAAUUAUAUGGAAAUGGUAGAGCAACAUGAUGAUCCUUUCCAGGAAGGUUCGAAUGACAUUUAUGUUAAUUAUGAUGAAGAAAUGACUGAACUUGAUUCUGGGGAUUCAGAUGAUGAGUCAGACUCUGAAUCCAGUGAUCCAACAACAGUGGAAUCAGAAGAUGUUGAUGCCAGUAAUAUUUUGAUAGGGAUAAAGGAAACUCGUCUUAAAUACAAGGAUCUUCAACAAGCUUUUGAACCCAGUCAGAGAAAGUUAGUAGAGAUCCAGUUGCACCAGUACCAGAGAGUUGUGGGCAAGGAGCUCUCUGAAAGAAUGGCAUACAAACUGGGAUGA
Molecule: messenger RNA, 1941 nt
Organism: Fraxinus pennsylvanica
Lineage: Eukaryota; Viridiplantae; Streptophyta; Magnoliopsida; Lamiales; Oleaceae
Source: the annotation of a GenBank genome assembly